Oncorhynchus kisutch (coho salmon) is the source of this 3634-nucleotide messenger RNA. RefSeq names its product polypyrimidine tract-binding protein 2-like. Gene Ontology annotation, biological process: mRNA processing. NCBI's taxonomy places the organism in Eukaryota, Metazoa, Chordata, Actinopteri, Salmoniformes, Salmonidae. Gene Ontology annotation, molecular function: RNA binding. Gene Ontology annotation, cellular component: nucleus. Bases 108 to 1691 code for a protein of 527 amino acids. The record is from RefSeq and is a predicted model, not a curated record. The transcript has 13 exons.
UCGACUAUUUCCGCCAAGCUCUCAAGUCCCUCCAUUUUGUUGUAUGUGCUGUUGGCAAGAGAAGUGCAAAAAAAACAACUGUUGUCGUUUAUAACGAUAUUCUAGCAAUGGACGGUAUGGGAGAUGUUGCAGUUGGUGUGAAGAGAGGAUCAGAUGAGCUGAUGUCAACCAGUGUCUACAACAGUGGAUCUGACAUGAGCAGUAUCGGUGAUGUCACAGCCAAUGGGAGCGACAGUAAAUCCAAUGGGAGCGACAGUAAAAAGCUGAGAGUGGAAGACCGGAUGGAGGCUCCUCCCUCUCGUGUGCUGCACAUCAGAAAACUGCCCAAUGAAACUUCAGAAUCGGAGGUCAUUGCCCUGGGGUUACCUUUCGGGAAGGUCACAAAUAUCCUGACGCUUAAGGGGAAAAACCAGGCUUUCUUGGAGCUGGGCACAGAGGAAGCAGCGAUAACCAUGAUCAACUACUACUCUACUGUGACACCGCAUGUUCGGAACGUCCCCGUAUUCAUUCAGUAUUCCAACCACAAAGAACUCAAAACAGAUAGUGGAAACCAGCGUGCCCAGGCGGUCCUGCAGGCGGUGUCAGCGGUCCAAGGAGGAGGUACUCCUGCGUCUGGCUCCAUUGUAGAUCUAACCGCUGCGUCCAGCCCUGUGCUCAGAAUAAUCAUCGACAACAUGUUCUACCCGGUCACUCUGGAUGUGCUGCAGCAGAUCUUCUCAAAGUUCGGAACAGUCAUGAAGAUCAUCACAUUCACCAAGAACAACCAGUUCCAGGCUCUGCUGCAGUUCAACGACCCACCCACCGCCCAGCAAGCCAAAAUAGCCCUGGAUGGUCAGAACAUCUACAACUCAUGCUGUACGCUCCGCAUCGACUACUCCAAGCUGGUCAACCUGAACGUGAAGUACAACAACGACAAGAGCCGUGACUACACCCGGCCAGAGCUCCCUGCAGGGGACGGACAGCCUGCCAUGGAUCCCAGCAUGGCUGCUGCCUUCCAAGGCAAGGACUCCAACUCUCUGCUCGGUGGCCUGAGCCCGCUGAAUGCUGCCGCGGCGGCGGCUGCUGCUGCAGGGAGGGUAGCUCUGUCCGGUCACUCUGGCGCCAGUGGCGUGCUCCUGGCCUCCAAUCUUAACGAAGAGAUGGUUACGCCCCAAAGUCUGUUUACUCUCUUCGGGGUGUAUGGUGAUGCCCAGAGGGUGAAGAUCCUCUACAAUAAGAAAGACAGUGCUCUGAUACAGAUGGCUGAUGCCAACCAAGCCCAGCUAGCUAUGAGUCACCUGAAUGGGCAGAAGAUGCAUGGGAAACCAAUCAGGGUGGCUCUGUCUAAGCACACCUCGGUGCAGCUGCCCAGGGAUGGACUGGAUGACCAGGGCCUCACCAAAGACUUCACUAACUCGCCCCUGCACCGCUUCAAGAAGCCUGGUUCCAAGAACUUCCAGAAUAUUUUCCCUCCCACCACUACUCUUCACCUCUCCAACAUCCCAACGGACGUUUCCGAGGAAGACCUCCGACUGCUGUUCUCCAACGCCGGGGGGACCGUGAACGCAUUCAAGUUCUUUCAGGAUCACAAAAUGGCGCUGCUCCAGAUGUCAACGGUGGAGGAGGCCAUCCAGGGUCUGAUCGACCUCCACAACUACAACAUGGGUGACAACCAUCACCUGAGAGUCUCCUUCUCCAAAUCCACCAUCUAAACUUAUGCAUACUGAUCGAUCCUCCACAACAUCCAUCGCUUUCUGUUUUCCCUAGCAGAUUUUUGGCUGGCCAUUUGUUAAACCCUGUUGACUCGUUCCAGAUUCUGGGGACCACGUUUGGACCUUAUUGUUUCUUUCUAAGUGUUAUCAGUCAUUCCUUCAGAGAACCAGAAACCCAAACCGGGGGGGAGAAAAUGUUGUACUUCUAUGUUUUGAGGACAUUUUAACCCCUUAACCUGAUUCUGACCCCUGUGUUAGUCCCAUACCCUCUGACCCCCGUGUUAGUCCCAUAGCCUCUGAUCCUGACCCCUGUGUUAGUCCCAUAGCCUCUGAUCCUGACCCCUGUGUUAGUCCCAUAGCCUCUGAUCCUGACCCCUGUGUUAAUCCCACACCCCCCGGACCCCUGUGUUAAUCCCACACCCCCCUGACCCCUGUGUUAGUCCCAUACCUCCUGACCCCUGUGUUAGUCCCAUACCUCCUGACCCCUGUGUUAGUCCCAUACCCUCCUGACCCCUGUGUUAAUACCCGACCCCUGUGUUAGUCCCAUACCCUCCUGACCCCUGUGUUAGUCCCAUACCCCCCUGACCCCUGUGUUAAUCCCUGACCCAUUUGUAUGAUCAGCAAACUAUUUGCCUUUUCUACCUUCUCAUUAUGAAGGGUGGAUGAUUGGACAUGGGCGCCUCUUUUUUUUUUGACUGAUGAUUUAGUUCUACAAGAUAUGUGCCUUUACCAGACUAUCAACUCUUUUUACAUCCCAAAUAUUGACAUGAAUCCCUGUCUGAUGAUUUUGAGGCACAUUUAAUUUUGAUGUGAAAUUUAACAUGAUUUGUCUCUUCUCCCGUGUCACUGUUGUAGUUUGUAUGUUUCUGCCAUCCAUGUUUUGCCUUUUUCAGUUGCUGUUCAAUUUGUGAAGUCCCCCCCCCCCCUUUUCCCCGUUAAAUUCACUGUGGUUGUUGUGGAGUGGGGGAACAAUAUGAGAUUGAAGUUGAAUCAGUCUCUUUAUUUGACAUUUUAGCUCAUUUUAGACCAUGUUUCUUGUAGAGGAACAACCAACAAUACUGAUUUAUUAACCCUAGUUAUUUGUCCUUAUUUUUAUUUUUUUUAGUUUACACAUUUACUAAAAUAGUCUUAAUGUUUCUGUUCUUUAUAGGUUUUUUCAUCACAUUCAUGUACAUGGGGUAGGAGGUGAGAGGUUUUCUAUGCUUCUACUGCCUGUUCUUGGAAUAAAACAUUACGUAAUACUUUUACUAAUUUGAACUGCACUUUAACGGUCACGAUGAUGUCAUACACAUGACGAAGCAAAUGUUAUGACUGUUUUUGAGACAUACAGUUCAAACGAAGUGUUACCGGAAAAAAAUAAAAAAAAAUCUGCUUUUGCAUGUGUUGGAAGAGGUUAGCGAAGUAGAACCUGUUGUGAAGUCAACGUGUUGCUGUUUAGAGGGACAACCCCUGGUUGGGACCAAAGUCUGUGCCUUUUUUUUAGUCUUUAAUUUACAGUUGUAUCACAAAGGAAAAAGAAUCAACAUUUUAAUGAACCCCCUCUGAUUAUAUUUUGUAUAUCUGGGAGGAGAGAAAAAAAAAUUGCGGUAAGGUACACGACACGAUUCAUUAUCAACGACAUUAAUUCCUUAUACAGUUAUUUUAAGCAGACCUACUACACAUAAUACCCAUUAUGGUUUUAAGAAUCCCACAACCUCAACUUGCUGGAUAAAAGUGUGUUUUCAAGAGAGAAAAGUCGUGUGUUUUCUAUAUUGGUUACAUUUUUUUACAUCUCUGGAAAUGUUAAGAUUCAGAUAUAGUUUGGAAGCGGCACAAUUAAAAUAAUUUUCUAACAAAAAGUCGGGAGAUUUGGUCGGGCGUGUUUUUAGAUGUUUCUCUUCUAUCCUGUGUGUGUUCUGCUUUUCCUGUGUAGCAUGUUCAAUAAACUUCUGUAGUUCUAUUCA